This is a messenger RNA of Magallana angulata, 9343 nucleotides long. RefSeq names its product protein mono-ADP-ribosyltransferase PARP4-like. The transcript is spliced from 44 exons. Bases 227 to 7477 code for a protein of 2416 amino acids. Lineage: Eukaryota; Metazoa; Mollusca; Bivalvia; Ostreida; Ostreidae. Gene Ontology annotation, molecular function: ATP binding; NAD+ poly-ADP-ribosyltransferase activity; ATP-dependent protein folding chaperone. The record is from RefSeq and is a predicted model, not a curated record.
AAUUAUAUCAUCUGUGAAUAUUGUUCUCCAAGCAUCUUUAAAAAAUCUGAAUGAAUUCUUGAAAAUAUAGCAAUGACGACGCCACAAAGUUCCGAACGGACUACUCCAACUAUGAGGAAAUCGCUGAAAAUAAACAAAUCCGAAAUCGUCAAGUGCCAUGAACAUUUUCUGCAGGAUUUAAACCUGUUCUGUGAUUUGUUGAGCUGUGUAUAACUGUGUAGACAAUAUGGAGGGCGUGUUGGCAGGGUGCCAGAUCGUCCUGGACCUCAGCACCAGUGUCGGCUUCAAGAAGAAACAGGAAGUCAGGAGUACCAUCACACAAAAUGGAGGAGUCAUCUCCUACAUAGUAACCAAGAAGAGUACCCAUGUUGUGCUGAAUGAUGCAGAGAAAGCAGACGUCAGCUAUAAAUGUAAAAUUGCCGCAAAGUUCCGCAUCCCUGUGGUUUCGCUGGAUUUUAUUUUUGACUGUAUCAGUCAAGGGAAGCUACUGGACACAGACAAUUACCUUCUGGUCGGGAAAACAAAAGCACAGGAAUUCAGCUCAGGCAAAAUAUCAGCUGGGAAAUCUGAGUUGAGGUCAGAUGGAAAGAAAAAGAAAACUAUUUCUACUUUUAACCCAAAGUCUGUGAAAGCAUGGAAGGAGAAAGACAAAAACAUGCCAGCAUUUGACGAAGAAAGCGAGGUUGCGAAGUUUGCCAUGUUUCAGAAAUAUGACAAGAAAUCAAACAGCACACAGUUUGGUGUUUUAGAGAUUCACGCUCUCACCAGAGUUACUGCCUUUGACAACAAGGACCCCCCACCGAGAUUCUGCGUUUGUUCUCACUCCGGAAGUGUAGAGGAUUUACAGGAUAAAGGAGACGGUGGAAGCAAGGAGUACCGCUUCGUGCAGACGUCAGAGGAGGCCCUGAGUGUGUACAGCGCCCUCUAUAAACAGAUGAAGGAUCCCCCGAGUAGCAUGAAUGUCUGUCACAAACCUCCCUGUCAGAAUAUUGGAACCAAACAGUUCCAGAAGCUGAUACUGGAGUAUGGGAUGGAAGAGACAGAGUUGUCUGCCCCUGUGGCAGAGUUGAUGCAGCACAUUUGGCGGGAGGCAGGGGGAGAGAUCGAGCAAGUCCUGAGUAGUCCACUGCAGUCCAUCAAACUGGACCAGGUUGAGAAGGCUACAGCCAUUUUGACCCACAUGAAGGAGAGCCAAUCAGACAACAGCAAACUCCAGGCUCUGUUUGAUGAGUUCUACACGGCCCUCCCUCACCGACCUCAAUACAGGACAACCAGCUUCUCCAUGUCAUGGCUGGCCAGGAAACUUGACCUAUGUCAGCUAAUCAAGGACGUAGUGUCAGUAAGUGAGGCCACGAAUUGGUCGACGCGAGGCAAUGCCGAGGCUCAGUACAAGGCCCUCAGAUGUCAGAUAUCCCACGUAUCAGGAGGCCUACCCAGACAGGUCCUAGAUAUCCUCAACCUGAAACAAGGGGAAGAAAUGAGAAUUCAGAAUGUAUAUGCCAUACAUCGGCCCUCAGAGAGUGAGAAAUUCCGCUCAGACCUGAGUUCCAGGCCGCUGUUUCAUGCCUCCAAUGCAGAAAACUUUGUUGGAAUUCUUUCCAGAGGUCUCCUAAUGCCAAAGGUCGUCGUUGAUGACUACGGAGGAAAGAGAACUGAUCCAGGAAUGCUGGGACAUGGGAUCUAUUUUGCAAGCUCUGCAAGUACGAGCAUAAAAUACUCGAAACCAAGUAAAACCAGAAACACACGGAUGAUGCUUGUCAGCCAGGUGGCACUAGGAACCACACUGGACGUGUACAAACAUCAGCGGGACCUAACAGAACCACCCAGUGGCUACCAUAGUGUCCAUGGGGUGGCUGCCACAGAGGGGGUGGAGUCUGAGUUCCAGGAUGAUGAGUUUGUUGUGUACAACACAGACCAACAAAUGCUGAGUUAUCUCGUUGAGUUCACCAUUGGCAGUGAGAUUCCUGUGGAGAUAUCUGUUGAAAAAGAGGCUUUAGAAAGGGAGGAAACUUUGUCAGAGAGCAGUAUUGACAUCAGCGACGUACAUGAUGUCACAGACCCAUUGACAAAGGUCAAGGCCGGCUUGGUUUCCAAUGACGACACCCCAGUUACUCUACUUGAAGCCCAUAUACGAGCUAAAUUGAUUGAUCUGGCCGGGGAGGUGGUGGUGUUACAAGAGUACCACAACAACAGUGACCAGGCCCUGGAGGCUAAGUACGUCUUCCCGCUGGAUGACAUGGCCGCCGUGUGCGGUUUUGAGGCGUUCAUCAACGGGAAACACAUUGUUGGGGAGGUGAAGGAGAAAGAGACAGCCCACCGGGAAUACAAGCGGGCCGUCCAGGAGGGGCAUGGGGCGUACCUCAUGGACCAGGACGAGGAAACGCCGGAGGUAUUCACGGUCAGCGUGGGGAACCUCCCCCCGGGGGCUGUGGUGGUCAUCAAGAUCACCUAUGUCACAGAGCUACAGGUGGACGGUGACCUCAUCAACUUCCGUCUCCCAGGCAGCGUGGCGCCAUGGAAACAAAAAUAUGUUGACGCACCGGAAUUCAAAGACAAGGACUGGGACACAGUCCAGGUGGAAGAUACCUGCUGUAGUGUACAGGUGUAUGUAGACAUGCCCUUUGACAUCCGGAGUCUGGAGUGUCCCACGCAUAAAGUACUCUCCAAGAGAACGGCCACUAAGGCUGUGGUGGAAAUUCCAGACGAGUCAGACCAGACAUUGGAGGAUGGAUUCCAGCUUCUGAUUGGUUUAGCAGAAAUCCACGUUCCGCGGAUGUGGGUCGAGUCGGAUGAAGGAGAGUCGCAGGCAUGCAUGUUGACCUUUUACCCUGAGUUUGAGGCUGAUGAGGAGUCAGAGGUUGAGGUCAUCCUGAUGAUUGACAGCUCCAACUCCAUGAAGGACUCCUCCCACCGUGAUGCCAAAAAGGCUGCUCUCCUUGUGUUACAUCUCAUGGAUCCAACAUGGAGGUUCAAUGUGGUCUCAUUCGGGACAGCAUUCACAGAACUUUUCCCAUUGAGUCAACCAGCCAGUAAAUUCAAUGUACAGACAGCAAAGCAGCAUAUUCAGAAAUUACAAGCAAACCAGGGUAAUACUGAACUCUACAGACCCUUACACUCUUACUACCUUCUUAAACCAGAGAGUUCCACCAGGAAUAUUUUUCUUUUCUCUGAUGGCUAUAUCAACAAUGAUGAGGAUACCCUGGCCAAAGUUUCCCAGAAUUCUCAACACACAAGGAUCUUCACCAUGGGAAUCAGCUCUGUAGCAAACCGUCAUCUUCUGAAAGCAAUAUCCAGGGUUGGAGCAGGUUCCUAUGAAUUCUAUGAUUCCAAGUUCAAAUCUAAGUGGGAAGAUAAGGUUAGGUCCCAGUUACAGAAAGCGGCCCAGCCGGUGCUUACCUCAGUAUCGGUAGACUGGCGCCAUGACGACCAGCACCCCGCACCAAUACAAGCUCCGGAACAAAUCACCGCUCUGUUCAGCAGCUCACGCCAAGUGAUCUACGGAUUCGUGGACAACUGCUACAUGGCUACUUUAAAAGCAAAGAUUGGUGGUCAGGAGAUAUCUACUGUUGUCUCGACCUCUGACCUCAGUGUUACUAAGGGCAAGAUGCUGCACAGAUUAACUGCCAAGGGAGUGAUCCGAGAUUGGGAGGAUGGAGUUCUCUCCCCUGAUAGGACCAGUCAUGAGGUUAAGAAGAUGAACCUGAAACAAUAUGUCAUCGAGCUGAGCAAGAGGUACUCCAUUGUGACCUCACUGACCAGCUUUGUAGCCAUUGAAAAACGAGAAAAGGAUGAGGUUAUCCCAGAUUCUUUCCCAGAUGUUGGGGAUUUACUGAUCAAAGAGGAUGUAGAUAUGCUGAAAUACCUUUCCUGGGACAAUGAGGCAGAUACAACUUCCUAUGAAGAGGACACAUCAUCAGAAGAAGGCACAUCAUCAGGAGAUGAAGAAGAAGAAGAAAAAGAAGAAUAUGCAGAGGAAUUGUAUUCAUUAGAAUGCAUGGUAAAUUAUGAGAUGGAAGAAGUGGGAGAUUCCUAUGAAGAAUUUUUUGACGGAGGAGGAGGUGGAGGAGGAACAGAGAAAAUUGAAAGUACUGAGGGUUGUUCAAUGUUGUCUGAUGAUGAUGAAGAAGACGACCUUCAACCCAUAGUGAUGGACAUGGGCUCUCUCUUCAUGAAGGCGGGGUUUGCUGGCGACGACACCCCUCGGGCCGAGUUUGAGACCACGGUAGGGCGACCCAGGCACCAGGGGGUCAUGGUGGGCAUGGGACAGAAGGAUGCCUAUGUUGGAAAGGAGGCCACAGGUUCCAAACCUAUAGCUGGGAAAGUUUUAAAAGGAAAGUCACCAGCUGAUAAGGCCCAAGAUAAAGUAGUGUUGCUUGGCAAAAUGUCAUCAGAAAGGACGAAAAAGAAGCUAGCUGGUAAAGAAAAAAGUUACAGUAAAGUUUGCAGUAGUGAUGAAUCGGAUGUUGAUGAUCUCGGAUUUAAUUUGUUUGGUGACGACGAUGACGAUGACGACUAUGAGAGGCCGCAAAGUUUUAAAUCUACAGGCAAGAUAUCUAGUAUAAUUGGACAACCACUGUCUGCAAAAAAUUUAAGAGUGGAUACUUUUAAGCCACCAGAGGUACAACUCCAAUCAGCUCCUUCUUCAAUGUCUGGAUUGGCAUUACCCGGUGUGAUGAGAGGGGGCGUUUCUUCCAGAAAGGUACAUGGAAAUGUGUCUAAAGGAGCAGUUCCAGCAGAGAAAUCCAAAGGAGUUGGUUAUGGGGCAUCUGAAAGCUCUUUAUCUGAUCUAACAAAAACAGGAUUUGGAAGGCUGUCACCACAGCCAACACAAGAAAUAUCUGAACAAUCAUUAUUUGGAUCAGGAUUUGAAGUACCUCCACCGGAACAAUCAAGAGAUUUUCAAUUUGGUCCAUCAUCACAAACAGGUCAGCCAUCAGCACCUGCUGACCCAGUGUUUGGAUCAUCAACAGCAGGAUUCGGAGCACGACCAAUGAUGGCAUCACAGGCUAUGGGAGGAUCAUUAUUUGGAUCAGGAUUUGGAGCACCUCCAUCGGAACAAUCAAGAGGUUUUCGAUUCGGUCCAUCACAAAGAGGUCAGCCAUCAGCACCGGCUGGCCCAGUGUUUGGAUCAUCAACAGCAGGAUUCGGAGCACGACCAAUGAUGGCAUCACAGGCUAUGGGAGGAUCGUUAUUUGGAUCAGGAUUUGGAGCACCUCCAUCGGAACAAUCAAAAGGAUUUGGAUUUGGCUCCUCAUUACCCAUGGUACAGUCAUCAGCACCUCCUGUCCCAAUGUUUGGAUCAUCAGCAGGAUUUGGAGUACCACAACAGGCUGCUAUGGGUGGAUCGUUAUUUGGAUCAGGAUAUGGAGCACCUCCAUUGGAACAAUUAAAUGGAUUCGGAUUUGGUUCAUCAAUGGAACAGCCAUCGCCACCUGGUGCUUCAUCAUUUGGGUCCUCACCAGCAGGAUUUGGAGUACAGCAACAGACUUUUGGAGGAUCAUUAUUUGGAUCAGGAGGCAGAGCAAUGCCACAAAUAUAUUCACUACAGUCUGAUAUGUCUUCAAGUGGUUUUGGGUUUGGAGUACCUAGAAAUAGAUCACAACCAGCUUCUCCUCCUCCUCCACCAGCCGCUCCUCCACUACCUCCUCCACCACCAGUAGGACAGUCCAGAGGGAUUGGCUUUGAGGUAUCACCAAGAAACGAAAUGAUUCCAUGUGGACCUGAAAUUAUAUCUAGAAUGCAAGGAGCAACAGAAGGAGGGCUGCCACCAGCCGCUCCUCCUCCACCUCCACCACUGCAUCCACAGUCAUCACCACCAGCGCCUUCUCCACCUGCACCUUUGCAUUCUUCACUUCUGCGUACACAAUUUAUGCCUCCACCGCCACAGUCUUCUCCACCACAUCCACCAAAACCACGUCAAUUAUUGCAACAACAAAUACAACGUGGAAAAAUACUAAAAAAAGCAAGCCCGAUCAUACGCCCUGCUUCUUUUUGUGCAAAUAUAGCACUAUCUGAGCCAAUACUAGAAAGCCAACAGGAAAUUACCCCAUUAUUAGAUCUUGAAGUUGAUGAACUUUUACCUGAUUUAUACCAGAGACGUUUGGCAGCACCUCCAUCUCCCCCGCCAAUUUCAAGAAAAAAGUCGGAAUCACCUACACCAUUAAGUCAACAGUCUGAGAGUGAUUCAGUGAGGGCUGUAAAACCUCGAUUAAAAAAAAAAAAGCUGAAAAAAGAAUUCACAAUGGCACGUGAUGCAGAAAUUUCAGAUGCAAUUUCAUAUACAGAGGAAGAGCAAGAUGCAAAGAAAAAACCAUCUGGAGAGUUCAUCUUAAAACAGUACUUAGCAUCCCCUGAUCGGAAAGCUAGAGGUCGUUCAAUGGUGAGGCGGUCAUUUACAGGAAAGCCGAAACAAUCAUCUAGUGAGAAUGAAAUGACAACACUGCUUUUACUGGAUGUCACCCCUUUACCUCUUGGUGUGGAGGAUGCAGAUGGCAAUUUUAUUGAAAUUGUUCCCCGAAACACCACCAUACCUUGCAGAAAAAGCCAGGCUUUCACAUGUACUGAUGCUGAUCAGACUAUGGCUGAUAUUCGAGUAUAUGAGGGCUGUUAUAAAGAGGCCAAAAAGAACAACUUCCUGGGAAAUCUACAGAUUGAAAAUAUUGGAGGCACGACUGUGGGCAGCACUUGGGUCACUGUUACCAUCGACAUUGAUGCAAACGGUAUAGUGACUGUGACUGUAAAUGACUUAGAAUCAGUCAGCCUGGGUUCAUUUACUGUAAAUGCAGAAAAGAGAAAACUGAGCCGGGAACAAAUAGAAAAUAUGAUUGAGAAUGCAGAUAAUGUCCAGUUUCCAGGCAAGAUUUCACCAAGAAGAUUCCGACUACCAGCAUUACCAAGUGGACUGACAGAAAAAGCUCUGGACGACAUCAACAGCUAUGGUAUAGGGACGUCAGUUAGUAACAUCAGGAAGAGGUCCCCCAACCUCAGCCUCUCCUCUCUCAGAUCUGUGUUCAAUAUACAACAGAACAACUUAUGGAAACUUGAUGAGAGUUUGGAGGAAACUUUUGGAAUUGAUACAAAAAAAUGCAGGGACAUUCUUCAAAGAGCAGGUUUGCACUCGCUAGGUCAAAAAGUCUCUGAGGAAAGCAUUGAAAUCCUCUCCUCUGCACUGGCCCUGGUCCUCAUUUACAAAGUGAUUGCCCCAGAGUUAUUCCCCAUGGAUUUUUCCAAUCCAAUUACGAUUGCGACAGCGUUCCUAAUGGGAGCCAAAAAGCUGGAUGGAAUGACAGCCGUGGGCGACAUUUUGCCGUUACUGAAGAAAUCAGUGGACACGUACAUAGCCAAGAGGCAGAAAUACGACUGGGUGUGCAGCAUGCUGGAAUUAGGUCACUCUUGGGAGGAAGCGGCCUGUAAGAUGCUGGGGUAUACACAAUCCUCUGUAAGGGACCCAGGACCUGUGUACAUACCCGUUAUGUAAUCAACAAAAUACAUGAAGAUUUUGACAUGGAUAAUUUAUAUUUUUGUUACUGUUAAAAGGUUUUUUAAAUGAAGAAAAAUCCAUUUGUAUUUAUAUACAUGUACUGUAUAUUGUUUGUAUUUAUAUACAUGUACUGUAUAUUGUUUGCCUGCUAGUAACCAUUGCAAGAUAAUUUACUGAUGACAUUAAAAAUAAGAAAUCAUGCAUGGACAAUAUGCCUGCAUGUAUAUAGACUGUACAUGUUGAUGAAAUACGUACUUUCUCUUGGAAAUCCCCCCUCCCCCUCCCCCCCCCCCCCAAAAAAAAAAAAUAAUAACACAAUAAAAAAGACUAACAAAAUAAAAAAGACUAGAAUAAGAUUCAAAAAAUCAAUUGAAAUUGACACCAAAAAAAAAGAUUUUCAAAAUACUGUGGUACCAUGAAAAAAGGGCUCGCCUCAUACCUAAAUUGAAUUAUUAAAUGUUAAUGAUUAUAUUUGAAAUGAAUAUAUGAAAUACCCUUAUAUUAUGAUUUGAAUUAUCAAAUCAAUGAUUAGCAAUAACACAGGCUUGUUCAAUACUGAUUAACAGCUUAAAAGUGUGGGCCAGGCUUGCUAAUAAAAAUCUUGAACCAUUACCAAAACUUUACCUAAAUCUCCAUACAGUACCUUGUACAUAUACUCACCUCAUGUAGUUGAUUAAUGAGGCAGGGUGAUUAACAAAUUAAUUAACCAUCACGCCUACGCUUGAAUACAAGUAACGAUUCCUUUGCAGCCAUAAGGCUUUAAGCUUAUAAUUUAAAUGAAAAAAAAAUCAAAUAUACCAGUAUUAGUGUUAAAAAUAUUGAAUAUCUUUCUAUAUUUGAACAAACAACUCUUCUUCUCCAGGAGAUUUUUAUAGCAGUUGUGUAGAACGUUUACAAAUUAACAUCCAGCCCUCUAAAUGUACAUGUAGUGUAUAAUUCUGUAGACAUUACACAUAGCAACAUACAUAUAUUAGUGUAUAUUUACAUUUCCCAGUGUCUUUGCCUGUGAUAACACUAUGUAUCGAUUUUGUACUAUAUAACCCAUAAUACAAAUGACGCCAAAAUGAGGCGCCAGCGGGGUUUGUUUAUUUUUAUUUAAGUAUUUGAUCGUACGAUGGCUAAAAAUUAUAUAAAUAUAAGUAAUAAGGAAUCAUUCUUUGAAUAUUAUGAGGUAAUAAUUUUGGUUGGGGUGUGAUCGGAUUUGAUCACGCCCCGACCAAAAUUAUCACCUCAUAAUACUCAAAGAAUGAUUCCUUAUUCCUUAUAUAGAUUUUGACUGUGAUAUGCAUGUUCUAACUGAGCACUUGAGUGUGGAAAUCUCCACAUGGUAAAAUGGCCAAUAUAUUAUUUUUUCAAGAUAUCUUACAUGUCGCUAUGUAAAUAAUUAUAUUUAUUUAGGAAAGCUUUCUUUAACACUACAGUUAUCAUUUAUUUGUAAUUUAAUAAAAUUUUAAUGUGAAUCUAUUUAAGGGGCAGAUAAAUUCUAGCAUUUUGAAUUCUUCAAAUGUUAAUGAAAUCAGCUGUUCAUUUUUUUUUUAUUAGAGAUGGAAUUCAUAAUACAACCCAGCAAAUUUUUUUUAUACCACUGGCAGUUAUUUUGUUUGAUACAUACGGUAAUUUUCUUCACAACAAUUUCAAAUUUUCACAAACCAUAUUUAUCAAUCCAAGAUCUAAAUAUUGUAAACACAUAAAAUUGGGAAAAUAAAAUGUUAAUUCAAAUUGUGACCAUGCUCCUUUUAGAUUUACUAAAUGUUAAAGAACAUAAUUGUUAAUCAAAUACAAUGUUAGUGCCUUUACUUUGGACAAUUUUGUCUGUUGUGUACAAUUUUUCUUUAAAAAAAAUAAAGUUGAUAAAUACAUGUA